Messenger RNA from Diorhabda sublineata, 7902 nucleotides. RefSeq names its product TLD domain-containing protein 2 (gene mtd). The transcript is spliced from 4 exons. Gene Ontology annotation, biological process: response to oxidative stress. Lineage: Eukaryota; Metazoa; Arthropoda; Insecta; Coleoptera; Chrysomelidae. The record is from RefSeq and is a predicted model, not a curated record. Bases 3891 to 4580 code for a protein of 229 amino acids. Gene Ontology annotation, cellular component: nucleus.
CAGAAUUUUUUCAUUAAAACAAAAAUUAUGUACUGUUUGGUUAUAUUAAUAAUAAUUUUAGUAUUUAAUGUCAGGAAUCGAUUAAAAAUCUCUAAAGUUUAGCAUCUACCCGUUGUAAACAACGUUAAGGAGAUUAUGAUAAUAUUUAAUUUCAUAUGAUGUGCAUAAACAAAUAAAUUCAUCAUUUCACUUUAUUAAUGCCCUUGAUCUGCUUUCGUAGACUUUUGGCAUAUUUCAGGGGUCAUGUUGACCAUCUUUAUUAAUAGUAUCUAUUUGUGUAACUCGCACAAAUUUAUUUUUCGUGCAAGCGAAAUUGCACUUACUGAAAUGGGCGACAUAAAAUUAUAAUUUUUUGGUAAUUUAAGGAUGCGGAUUUUUCUUUGUCUUUUAUUUAUCUUUAUUGGUCAUUGUGAUUGUCGUACAGCGCCAUUUUACAAUUAACGACUAGAACUACAAAAAUCAAAAUCUUUUCUUCACUCCUCGGUCGAGUGGUCGAGCUUGUCCACUGAUCACAAGUCGAAUGCAACACCGAUCAUUUGCCAUGAGUCACGUACGACUACUUUUUGUCAUCAAAUCGUUGCUAAACAAACCGUCCGAUACCGAUAGGUUUAUCGCUGAAAUACUAGAGGAAUCUGCACUAUGGGAUCACAUUAAAAUAAUAGAAUUUACGUUCAAACUUUCUUUGGAACAACAUAAACUAUAUAGUCUCUUCGUCGAAAUCCAAGUUGUUCAGCUGAUCUGUUAAUCCCACACCUCCAGAAUAUGGGACGGCUGUAUCUGCCACCUUUGUCUUCUAAUUCAUACGCUCCCAGAUGUAGUGCUUUGGAGUUCAAUAGUUUGGUACUUCGAGAGAAUGUGGAUAGCUGGUUCGCCCUCUGUUGCAACAAAAUCUGCACUGCAAUCUGCUAAAUCUAGCGUAUGCAGGUGUCCAUUGAGGUGUCAAUGCCUCGAUAGGACCAAAAUAUGGAUCAGAAAAUCAAUUCCUAAAGUUUUCUUGUUUAGUUUGAUGAAAAUCGGUGUACGAAAUGCAUAAAAAUAUACGAAAGUAUUUUUUUAUUAUUUAAUUAACAAAUAGUUUCAACAGUUUACCUUGAACUCUUAGACGCCGCUUCCUGGACGAUAUUGAAAAUAAUUUUAAAACCAGUUCUUAAAUUUUAUGCAGUAGCACAAUUUAUUUUUAAUAUAAGUCAUUCAUAAAGUGAAACUUGUUUACUUUUGGUAUGUAAACAAAUCAAUAUAUUUUAGUAUUGUUAUACUUAGAACUAACUCACUAUGCAAUAUUCGAUAAUUUUAUUCAAAACGUUUGUUUCCUGAGUCCUAUGAUAUCAGGUAUCCAAUAGGAACGCCAAUAACGGCAUAGUUACCCAAUGACGUUCAUUAAAAAAUUUUUUCACUCCAUUGUUUUGAAAAUAACGGAAGUAGCUUCACUUAAAUGGCUGUAACUUUUUUAUGACUAAUCGAAAUGUCCUUUGACAGUUGGUACUUCAUAAACGUCAUAUGGAUUUGACAAUGUCAGUGCCAUCUGUGUGUCAGUUUUACGAUUUAUCGAAAAUGGAAUAAAAACAGAAGCAGAAACAUUUUUGAUGAAACAGUAUCACUUAAAUGUACCAUAUAAUGAAAUUUUUAUUUGAUUUAUUGAUGAAAUUACCGACUGUAAUUACUUUGAAUUGGAAGUGUGGUGCCUACUAUAGGUUCGUUCCAACCCGUCAAAGAACCGUCCUUGGUACGGUGACGAUUCUGCGCAAUAGAGAUUACGUGUUCCAACCCACUUAGACAUCGUUCGUGAUCGUUUCCGGGACGGUCUUUUCGAUAAUUGGUUGAUGGUAAGUACUGUUAGAGGAACCGUGCAUAGCCGGAUAUUGCGCAGAAAUGUCAUUUAAACGCUUCCGAGAACGGUUCGGGUUGGUACAAACAUACAAAAAACUAUCUCUCUUUCACCUUAUGCUUGUCCUAUUAUUAGAUGUGACUUUGGUCUCAGAAUUCCGAUUACCUCAGAACAUUUAAACACAGUAGUGGCUUUUCCUUUAGAUUGAUAUUAUAGCGAACCUCAUUUAUUUUUCAACAAAUUUUAAGGGCUUAAAAACAGAGCUAACCAAUAAUUAUUCAUGAAGGCGUUUUUACGAGAGAGUUACUUACUUACCAAUGAUAUAAGACACGAUAAAUCCUUUAGCUCGCACAAAAAUAUGUUUUCCAAUGUUUGCCUUCAUCAUUACUUCUUUAUUUAUUUAAAAUCGUAUUCCACCAAGUUAUUACAAGUUGUGGUUGUUAAGUAACGAAACUAGUGCCGUUAAAGAAAAAGUACGCAAACGCCAAAGGUUAGCGACUAUCAGCUGUUUAGCUUGAAGCUUAUUCUUUCGAAUGUGAUGCCUACCGUGGCUGUAUGCAAAUCAGUGUAGCCGUGGCCUACGUUUUGCUAUAAAAAUAGACCUACGGUUUGUUGUGAAAUUUGUGGGCGGCAACGAAUGUUUGUCGCAUCCACGUGUUUGUGAGUGUUUUCAAAAUGGCCGAAUGUAUACGAAUUGACAAAGAAUGUUUGCGAACAUUUUACGUGAAAAUUUUAACACGUAAAAUUGAGUCCAAAACUGGUGUAUCAUUCCGCAGUGUCCGUCAAGACUUUUCUAGCCAAGCACAACAUCCCAGUGUCGAAACACCGGUUAUUACACCGUGCGACUUCUACUUCUUUCUUAAGGUCAAAUCUACAUUGAAAGGAACAAGAUUUGAGUCUGUUGAGGCUGUUAAAAGCGACGCGCUUCCUGAAGUUACUGACUGACACAUUUUCGAACAAUGGAAAAUUCGCAUGUAGCGAUGUAGGAAUAGAGGAGGGGAAUAUAUAUUGAGUAUUUUAUACCACCAGUCUCGUUAUUGAAUAGCCACACCUUGUAUUUUAAGUUUAACAGAAAGUAAACGGUGAGAGCGAGAUCAGGUGAAUAGGGGGGUGAGGCAAUAAAUUGUAAGGCAAUUCGGUUAAUUUUGCUGCAAUAAUAGCGGACGAAUAGGCAAGCGCUUCAUGGUUAUAGAACAAAAUAUUUUUCUUCGACAAAUAUCUCAAUUUCAUAUCAGUAAAUCGGAAUAAUAUUAGCCAGUUAUUUAUUUGUCUUUUCCAAAAUAUUGGACAAUAUUUGCAAUAACAAAACUCUCUAGCUACGACCUUAUGGCUUGAAUAAGUUUGACUAUCUUGGUAGCAUAUUUCUCGAUGAAGUCAAUUAUUUCGACUAUAUUUUUGUUUCUGGGAUAAAAUACCCUUCUCAAGUAUCAUCUACUAGAAAAAUUCAUUGAGAAUACGUUUGAAUAUAUCCAAACAUUCGUUUAAAUUUUUUAUGCAAUCGAGCUUUUGAUCAGCAUCAAGCAAUCGCGGAAACCAGCUUGUAGAGAGCUUUUCUUAUAGGAAUACGGAAUACUUUCAAGAUAAUUAUCAAAUUUUUGAUUUCUUUAAUUGUAAAAAAUGUUGUUCCAUCAACCUCUUCGUAGGAGUAUUAAAACUGAUGUCAUAUAUAUUUCAGGUGAGUCACUCUUUUGUGAAAGCGUCCCCGUGUUGAAUUAUAAUUACGUCCUAUUGUACAUUAAGCCCUUAGAUUAUCAUUAUUUUAGUGGGGAUCGCAUUUAGAUGCGCACUGUAUAAUAUGGUAUGAUUGUUUGAUGUUAAAUUAGUAUUAGCUUUGACGUUGCACCGAAAAAUUGUUGUUGCGUUCCCUAAGAUGACCCAUCGCCGGGCUCGGUGUUUUUAUGUGCCGUGCUUUUUUGGCUGGAUUUCAAAAAUUCUGUAUCUCUCUCUGUCUCUGUUAGAAAUUCUCGCGAUAUGAACCGCUAACUUCGAUGAUUAUUUUAGUGGAGCGUGGUCAGAGGUGAAGGUGAUUUGCUUUUCCGAUAUAUUUUAUAAACUUGUUGUGAUUAUGCAUACCACACGAGUGAGGUUCAGUGAUAUAUUGAAAAAAAUGAAAAAGAAAACUAAAUUGUGUAGUGGGAGUGAUUUUAAUAAUAAAAAGGUACUUCCUAUGUCAGAGGAACUACGAAGAGCCUUUUAUUCAUCAUCAGCAGCACCCUCAUUAGAUAUAGAACUAACCCCACCAGACUUAGUUGGUACAACAGAAAUUCUCACAGACCACCACAGAGAAAAUCUUUGUAGGCAUUUACCUGCCAGAGCAGAAGGUUACUCUUGGACGUUAAUAUUUAGUACCAGUCAACAUGGUUUUAGUUUAAAUUCCAUGUACAGGAAAAUGUUCAAACUCGAGUCGCCCAUAUUAAUGGUUAUAGAAGACACAGACAAUAACGUAUUUGGUGCUCUAACCUCAUGUGCCCUGCAAGUAUCGGAUCAUUUCUAUGGUACAGGUGAAUCCCUAUUAUUCUCCUUCACACCUGAAUUUAAGGUAUUCAAUUGGACUGGAGAAAAUCUAUAUUUUAUCAAAGGAAACAACGAGAGUAUUAGUAUCGGUGCCGGUGAUGGUAAAUUUGGUCUAUGGUUAGAUGGCGACCUCUACAUCGGUAGGUCAGAGUCUUGCAAGACUUAUGGUAAUGAUCCGCUUACACCCAAAGUUGAUUUCAUGGUGAAGACGCUGGAAUGUUGGGCAUUUAUUUCGAGUUAAUUUGUGAUUGAAGUAGGAGGAUGUAGAAACUCGCGUUAAACAGUGGUGCAUAUCAGGGAUGGAGCAAAAAAACAUAUUAUUUUUACAAACUAAUAAAAAAAAGAUUUACAUUUAGCCGGAGCUUUAGUCAUAGUACCAAUGAAACACAACUGCACAACUAUAUUUGUUGGAAACAUCUAAAAGAAAAAAAAUAUUGUAGAAAAAAAUGAAGAUAUAUUUAUUGUAGAGAGGUAAUGGCUGCCGUACACUUAUUAUGGCUCGUUAAAAUUAGUUUUUUAUGAAUAAAUAAUGUUAUUAUUGAAUAAAUUGUUAACGGUAUAUUAUACAGUGUACGCUUAAAUAGUUCGUCAGAUACCAAUAAUGGCAAAAUUACCGGAAAAUCAUUUCCAAAUAUUUAUAUUGGUCUCUUUAUAAUCCAAAUACUUAUUUAGAAACUUAGUAAAUACGUUUAAGGAAAUUAUAAAAAUAUAUAACUAUAAUUAUUAACAUUAAUGUAUAUAUUCAAAAAAUUUAUGUGGAUAUCUGGCAAGAAGCUCCUCAAAUAUAUUGUUUAAUACAUUUAAGGGGUAUCUGUAUGUCAUUUUUAUAACUAAAUAGGGAAUUAUCGGAACAAAACCGAAUUUACUUACCUUUUAAUGAAAAAGACUUUAAAAAAUAGAGUUGCGAUCAAAUUCUUACUAACUGUAACGAGGUCAAUGAAAUAACAAACAAAAAACAUUAUUAUUACUUUUAUUGCCUAUAAGCUCACAAAAAUUUUUUUCGAGAAAUACUGAACUAAUGUUUUUUGAAUGAAAUUUUUCUCAAGUAAAAUUUUUUCGUAGCAUUAACACCGUUUUCCAUGAAUUCCAGUAGAUAUAAAACAACAACAUCGCUGUCCGAACUUUCCAACAUACCUAGACCAGAAUAUAUUUUCGAAACAGCCUCUUCGAUUGCAUUUUCUUUCUUCUAACGAUUCUUAUAUUAUGUAUAUAAAAUUUUUCUAAUCCCACUCCACAUAGAUUUAAAGUAUAUAAAUAAGUACAGGAUCCGUAGCAGUCAAGGUUCUUGUACUAUAUUAUUCGUAUGUAUGAAAUUUAUUCGCCCCAUCAGUUUGACACUAUUUUUGACAGAUUUUCAUUCAAAUUUCCACAUUCAUUGGAAGAAAGUGAAGUAAAACUAUUCAAAACAACUCAUAUUAGUAGUAAAAAUGAAAAUAUUUAGGCACACGAUAAGGUAACAGUAGCCACAACGUCAAGACCCAACUUUUCAUAUGUUUUUUGGGUUCACUGAACCAAUGUUGCCAUAUUAUAACUAAAAUUAACGAGAAAAUGUAACACAAAUACGCUUCCUUAUAGAAACUAAUUAUUAUUCAUUUAUAAUUGAGUCUAAUACUAAAAACUAAGAUUUGUUAUGUAUAAGAGGAUAUUGAAUUCAAUAAAAACGUAAAUUUUUCUUUGAACGUAACAACGUGGCAACACUUAAAUAUAAUUAAGAACGCGCGCUAACGCUGCUAAAAGUUUUCGUGACUUGUACAGUCUUUUGCAAGAGAUUUAUCCCAAAUUCGAUUUUGACCUUUACACAUUCUAUUAUUGAAACAAAAUUACUAAAAUAUUAAUUUUUUUAAAUAUUCAUAUCAGAUUUAUACAAAUUUAAAACACAUACGUUUAAUAGAUCAAUACGGAGUAAAUGAUUUAUGAAAGGACAAAUUUUUUUAUGCUAAUUUACCAAAUUUGUUAUAAUGCUAAAUCUCGACUGCAGUACUUCCAAAAGUUCAGACCCUUCCAUCAUAACAUCGAUAUCUUAUUUGCAUUUAAAUAUAAAUUUACUUCUUUAGACGUAUUAGAAUUACAAAGCUUGCCAGAUUUUUUACAUUUGCACUUAUCAUCAUAUUCACCACUCAAUUUGGAAAAUAUCCCAACUUGUAAUGUUAAAUGUGAUCAAUAUCACGACUAUUUAAAUCAGAUUAUUUAAUAAGUCUUCAAAUUUACAGUUAUUCAUUACUUAAUAUCUGUAAAAGUUAUACAGAUCUUAAACAGCAUCAUAAAAUAUAAUUGAAGUAAAUUGCAUACCAGAAGCUACGCCUUUUAUAAGUAUAACACCAUCUUCAACACUGAUGGAUGAUCAGAUUUAAAUGAACGAACCCUUAUGACUGCCCUGCCUUAUUGGGCCAGUAGAAUACAGUUUUACAGGUUUUUUUUUGAGUAGUUACUACCUAAUCUAACCCAACCGAACCUUUUUUUGCCCUAUAAGAUAGGAUGGAAGUUAAUACCUUCCUCGAAGCGGGUAGUGCGAUUCUGUAAGUUCGUGUGGGACUUUAACCGCACUAAACCACCCUCCUCUAGCACACCAUGGGAGUUCAGUACUCUGGGAAGAUAUGUAUAUGUCAUAACGUCGACGUACAUCCCAAACCCAACCGAACCUAACCCAACGGAACCAUUAUUUGUUUUCUUAGUAUCCAUAAUAUUAAGUAAUUUGAAAUUAAAACGCUGAGGCGUACCAACCAUUAUUCACGUGGUUAGGUAAGGGACUUUUAUCACCCCUUUACGAGUUGUAACCAGUAAAUUUGAUAAAUAUGAAAUAAUUUGUCAUAUUUACCAAAUUCAGUGGUGAUUUUAUAUAAGCAUCGAAUUUAUUACUUAACAUAAUAUAUAAGUUGAAGAUUUUGACUAAAUAACUAGAAAACAUGCUGUCAAAAUCAAAAUAAUCUCAAACAAAUAUUAUUGUUCGGGUAAUUUUGCCUUCAAAACUCAAAGUAUUUUUUAAACAGAGAUUACUUAUGCAGAUCAAUGUAGCUUUGAUUUUUUUUUACUUUUUACUUUCCAAAUGUGGAAUUUUAGUUUACCUAGUCAUUUUUUUUUGUUAAUCUGGUAACCAGAUGGUUGAAAGUAUGUGUGGUGUAUUAUUGAAAUGUGUAUGUUUACUGUUAACGUAAGUACAAUCCCUGCAACUCGGCGUUCCGAAAGAGUUUCUACAAUAAUGUUCAAUUUCAUCAUUUCCAAGGCAAUCAACUCCGAUUUUUGUAUGUGAUAACAACAGUAUUAUGAUAUAUGUUCAAUUUUGACUAAUAUUCAGGGCAGUCACAUGAAAAUAUAAGAAUAUCACAUAAUUUCAAGUCGCUUGGAAUAAUCUUGGAUCAAAUUGCUUAUUUAAAAAGCCGAGAUGCAUGGAAAAAACUUGGGUUUGUCGCUUAGCUUACAACGAAUGACUGUUAGUAGUUUAGUUAGGGGAACCACUUGAAGAAGUCAAUUUGUGGUUUUUUAAGUGUUUUUUUUAAAUAAGUUUUAAUUUAAAGUGUUAUAUACAUAUAAUAAAAUUUAAUGAACCAAUAAAGUUUUCAGUAGUA